Messenger RNA from Aspergillus pseudotamarii, 1058 nucleotides. Its product is annotated as CinA family protein. The transcript is spliced from 4 exons. Bases 135 to 668 code for a protein of 177 amino acids. Lineage: Eukaryota; Fungi; Ascomycota; Eurotiomycetes; Eurotiales; Aspergillaceae. The record is from RefSeq and is a predicted model, not a curated record.
GUUACGAUAGUUGCAUUGAAUGAUGAGUAGUAAUCAGACCCAGUGACGGCGCUAAGACAUUCCGGCGUUGCAUUAUCAAUCUCCCCUACCUUCAACCAUCAACCAUCACCUUUAUUCAUUAUUGCGCAAUCACAAUGAGCGAAUUCCCACCGUCGAAUCUUCAGUCCCUUAUCCGGGAGGUUUUUGAAAUUCUCAAAGCGAAGCAGGAGACGAUAUCCGUUGUGGAGACGGCCGCCGGCGGACUCAUUUCAGCAAGCCUGCUUUCUGUUUCCGGGGCGUCAGCUGUCUACAAGGGUGGAUUGACUAUUAACAUGACGAUUGAGGUAUACACCCUGGAAUCUCGGAUCGCCUUUGCCGGAUGGACUCCAGCUCAUCUGGAAAACUACAAUGGCCCAACGCCCGCUAUCGUGGCCCAAAUGGCCGACCACGUUCGCCACACUCUCGGUUCCACCUAUACGGUGAGUGAGAGUGGAACAGCCGGGCCGACCGGCGGGACGACGAGGAAUCGCACUCCAGGCUACGUAGCUGUCGCAGUGUCGACUGCGCAUGGAACGUACACACGAGAAGUGGAGACGGGCAGUGACAAUCGGCAGAAGAACAUGGUUACCUUUGCUGAAGAAAGUUUGAAGUUGUUGAGGGAUAUACUUGUUGGGAAGGCAAAUCUAUAGACCACUGGGACAAUUUCCUGUCAUUUGUUCUCUUAUGAUUAACGGAAGACGGAUAGGACAGAAUAUCGUUCUUUUUUUAUCGCAUGGGACUCGCGACCCAUGGUUUGAACUCAAACCCACUUUAGGGCCUUCAUGCUGAUAACUUGAUCUUCAUGUCGAUACGUAUCUAGUUGAUCUAAUAUAAUGACAUGGAUUGACUUCAUUCUAGCGUCUUUCUGGAACAUGGAACAUGGAGCUGAGUAGGUGAUGUGUAAGCCGGGAUGCCUUAUUUCUUGAGGUCAUUAAGUUACUAUUAUAUCGUCUCACAGCUUUAUCUGGACACAGCCUUAAUGACGCAGCUGAGCACCGCCACAAUCCCCGUGACACCCCCACCAAUUGUCAUUGUUGAGU